Schistosoma mattheei is the source of this 219-nucleotide messenger RNA. NCBI's taxonomy places the organism in Eukaryota, Metazoa, Platyhelminthes, Trematoda, Strigeidida, Schistosomatidae. The record is from the annotation of a GenBank genome assembly.
AUGUACCCGAGACCUGAAAUACAAAAAGCUCAACACGGUGUCUCUGAAGUAUCUGUUGACGGACGUUUUGAACGUCUGCAUUUUCGUUUGUUUGUUGUAGUAAUAAUUCCGAUGAAAUUUCUAUGCGUCUUGAGCAUUCUUCUGUCCAAUACAUCUUUUUUAAUCAUGGUGUAUCCUCACUUUUAUUUGACAUCCCAAUACUUGCUCAACUCAGUUUAA